Micropterus dolomieu (smallmouth bass) is the source of this 2275-nucleotide messenger RNA. RefSeq names its product heterogeneous nuclear ribonucleoprotein L-like. Gene Ontology annotation, cellular component: nucleus. Gene Ontology annotation, molecular function: mRNA binding. Gene Ontology annotation, biological process: mRNA processing; regulation of RNA splicing. NCBI's taxonomy places the organism in Eukaryota, Metazoa, Chordata, Actinopteri, Centrarchiformes, Centrarchidae. The coding region runs from base 22 to 1659 and encodes 545 amino acids. The transcript has 13 exons. The record is from RefSeq and is a predicted model, not a curated record.
UCCGUGGAUUCACCGUCUCUGAUGGAGAAGAGCGAAAACGGAGGAGGAGGAGGAGGAGGAGGAGGAAGAUACCACCGGGCGGCCAAGCGGCUCCGGACGGAGGAGAAUGCCGGCGCGGAGGAGCUGGAGGACGGGGAGGAGGAGCAGGAAUCCACCGGAGAGGAGGCAGCGGGGAGCGGAGGCUCCGACAGCAGGAGCCGGAAGAUCGGAGGGAAGGACGGUGCGGGGGACAGCCACCGCAUCCCCCCGUCCCCGGUCGUCCACGUCCGAGGGCUCUGCGACGCCGUGGUGGAGGCUGAUCUGGUGGAGGGACUCGACAAGUUCGGCAACAUCUGCUACGUGAUGAUGAUGCCGUUUAAGCGCCAGGCUCUGGUGGAGUUUGACAGCGUGGAGAGCGCCGAGCGCUGCGUGUCGUCUGGAAGCGUCUGCAUCGCCGACCAGCAGGCCUUCUUCAACUUCUCCACCAGCCAGAGGAUCACCAGACCCACCAACGCAGACGACCCCACCAGCGGGAACAAGGUUCUACUGCUCUCCAUCCAGAACCCGCUGUACCCCGUCACCACUGAUGUCCUGUACACCGUCUGCAACCCCGUCGGUAGCGUCCUGCGCAUCGUCAUCUUCAAACGCAACGGCAUCCAGGCCAUGGUGGAGUUUGAAUCUGUGGAGGACGCCAUGAAGGCCAAACUGGCUCUGAACGGAGCCGACAUCUACGCCGGCUGCUGCACGCUCAAGAUCGAAUACGCUCGGCCCAACAGACUGAACGUCGUCCGCAAUGACAACAGCAGCUGGGAUUACACCAAACCCUUCCUCUUGCAGCGAGAGCGGGGAAAGGGGAGGCAGCGGCAGGCCAUCCUGGGAGAGCAUCCAUCCAACGGCUACGGCCAACACUGCCCCCUGCUGCCUCUGCCUGCUAACAGCAGGUACAGGAGGAGCAGUGAGGAGGUGCAGGACAUGGUCUCCUACCCGCUGCUCCUCCCUAAGACCUCCUCCUCCUGCUACUCGUCCUCCUUUAGGGGCCACGCCGCCUCCAGCUCAGUUGCCAUGGUGAGCGGCCUCCAUCCCGCCAAGAUGAACUGCAGCUGCAUCUUCAACCUCUUCUGUCUGUACGGCAACGUGGAGAAGGUGAAGUUCAUGAAGAGCGUUCCCGGCACGGCGUUGGUGGAGAUGGGAGACGAGUACGCCGUGGACCGAGCCGUGACUCACCUCAACAGCAUCAAGGUGUUCGGCCAAAAACUCAACGUCUGCGUGUCCAAGCAGCAGGCGGUGAUUCCCAGCCAAGUAUUCGAGCUGACCGACGGCAGCAGCAGCUACCAGGACUUCAGUCUGACCAGAAACAACCGCUUCAGCAGCGCGCAGAGCAGCAGGAACAUCAUCCAGCCGCCCGCCGCCGUCCUGCACUUCUACAACGCCCCGCCCACCCUCAGCCAACACCAGCUGCACAAGCUCUGUACUGAACACAACGUUCCCGCCUUCACCAAGUUCAAGGUGUUCGACGCCAAACCAGCCAGCUCCAAGACUCUGUCCGGUCUGCUGGAGUUUGACAGUAAAACUGAAGCUGUGGAGACUCUGACCGUCCUCAACCACCACCAGAUCAGAAUACCCAACAGCUCCACCCCCUUCACCCUGAAACUCUGCUUCUCCACCUCCUCCCAUCUGUGAGCCGGAAACAAGAUGGCCUCCAAGGGCCCCUCCGGUCCUGCAGGAAGAAUCAGAGAGGAAGUUCUAAAAAGAGAGAAGGAGGGACAGAAGAUUUGAGUGUGUGAAGGGAUGACGUUUGUGUGUUUGCUGUUUGUCCGACUCACAGCGGAGCAGGGAGCGAUGGAGUCAUGGACUGAACGAAGAGGACUGAGCCUUUUUCCUGAACGACGUCAGCAGCCUGAGAGGAAACCUUCCGACUCCAUCCUCCACAAAACACCCUGAAGAUAAAGAUAUGUAACUCUGUAAAGGAUCGGGAUGUUGAACAAAACUCAGGGAGGAUUCAGUAAAAAGUGUAAACCAAUCAGAAAUCAGCCAUUAAAAGAGAGAGACUGUUACCACAAGAUAUUUGAACAAUCAACAUGUUUUUAUUUUUAUUAAUAUGGGAUUUCCUUUUUUGAAUUUAAAGUAAGUUAGUGUGACUUCAUUUAACUUGCAGAUACAUCAGUUUAUGUUGUGACGAUGUAAUUAGCUUAGUUAGAUUGACUCAUCUGAACCUCCGUUUUCUUGUAAUCGCAAAGACAUUCGUUCAGUUCAGCGUGUCUUCCAAAUGUUUUAAAUGUUUGUGUCUCCUCUGUAA